GACGCGGGCCCAUUCGACGGCUCCUUGCUGGGUCCCACCACCCACGCUCCCGCCUCGUCGUCUCCCAUGGCCGCAGCGGCGGCGGCGGCCUUGUCGCGCCGCCUGGGCGCGGCCGUGCGCGGGCUCUCCGGAGCGUGGCACGGGCGCCACAUGGCCGCGGCCGGCCGCGCCAUCCGCACCCGCCUCCCCCUCGUCGACCUCGUCCUCGAGGUCCGCGACGCCCGCAUACCGGCCUCCUCGGCGUUCGAGCCUCUCCGCAGCCGCCCCCUGGAACCCGACAGCCGCCGGGUCGUCGUGCUCAACAAGGCCGACCUGGCAGAUCCGUCCGAAACCGAGAAGUGGUUGGCGUACAUGAAGCAAAGGAGCUGCCCUUGCAUCGCGGUUAAUUCGCACAACAGGGAAAGCAUCAAGGAGCUGUUGAGUGUUGUGCGGUCGAGGAUCAGAGAGAUCAAGUUUGGCGAGAGCGAUUGCACGGGAACCGUCCUCCUGGUCGGGAUUCCUAAUGUUGGGAAGUCGGCCAUUGUUAACGCGAUGCAUCGAAUUGGGAGGAUUGGGGCAGCAGAGAAGGGAAAGCUCAAGCAUGCGAUUGUGAGCAGCCAUCCUGGAGAAACCAGAGAUAUCAGUGGAUACAAGGUUGCUAGUCAUCCAAAUAUAUAUGUGUUAGACACUCCUGGUGUUCUGUCGCCUAGAUUUGUAAAUGAUGAUUCUGGUUACAGACUAGCUUUGACGGGAGCGAUCAGGGACUCCUUGUUAGAGGAGUAUGUUAUCGCUCAAUUUCUUCUUGCAAUUGUAAACUCAAGGGAGGAAUAUAGGAAGUGGGAGAACUUGAAUCAAGUGGGGGAUAGCUUUUCUUGUGGCAAUGCAAUUACCUCCAGGAGCCACAACAAGGAAAGGCAAUAUGCUUCAGAUCAUACCCAGGACUUUAUCGUGAAGGCUGUACGCCAAGUGCUUUUUGAGACUAUAUCAUCUUUUAAGGGGGAUCUAGGAAAGGAGGAUGAGUUCAGAAGAUUGCUAGACUGCCAAUUUGUAUCAUUGCAGGAGGCUUUCAGGGUUUCCACUGAGUCAAGUGAGGAUAUGCAUAAACCUGUUGCUUUGAAACUACUCAAUCUCUAUCGGACUGGAAGGCUUGGCCAUUAUACCUUAGACCAUGUUCCAGAUGUUAGGCAGGAAGUUGCUGCAUAGUUAUGCAUUGCCUAAUGCAUGUCAAAGAAGGAUAUGUUUAAACUAAAAAAAGGCAAUGCUUACGGAAUUUAGAAAAACAGAUUGCGUACUAUAUGUGGCAAAUCUGACACUAUCCAAUAAAUAGCUUGAGCGAUUUUUUUGGACUGGGACAAGCUUGUCACACCUAAAUGCUGCUGUCCAGCAAGAAGAAUCUUUGCAGAAGCAAUACAGCGAUCUUCCUCCUAAAUCAUUCCGUGUGAUCGAACUUGAUGACAUUUUAGGCUAAGUUGUUUUAGGACUUAUGGUUGAUGGAGCUGUAAACUCGUGUGUACUAGCCGGAUGGUUUUUUUUUCCUUCUAAUCCAAGUGAUUAGUUCCCGGGAUGUAUGAGCUUUGUACAUUUCGACAUUAUGUACAAUUAGUUUUCUAUAAACUCAUGAAAAGAAAGAAAAAGGAAGUUGUCUAUAUUAAUCUUUGUAUUUCUAAUAUUUA
This is a messenger RNA of Phragmites australis (common reed), 1652 nucleotides long. Its product is annotated as DAR GTPase 2, mitochondrial-like. Gene Ontology annotation, molecular function: GTP binding; GTPase activity. Bases 67 to 1182 code for a protein of 371 amino acids. The record is from RefSeq and is a predicted model, not a curated record. The transcript has 8 exons. NCBI's taxonomy places the organism in Eukaryota, Viridiplantae, Streptophyta, Magnoliopsida, Poales, Poaceae. Gene Ontology annotation, cellular component: mitochondrion.